Mobula hypostoma (lesser devil ray) is the source of this 831-nucleotide messenger RNA. RefSeq names its product splicing factor 3b, subunit 6 (gene sf3b6). The record is from RefSeq and is a predicted model, not a curated record. The transcript has 4 exons. Gene Ontology annotation, cellular component: cytoplasm; nucleus. Bases 116 to 490 code for a protein of 124 amino acids. Gene Ontology annotation, molecular function: mRNA binding. NCBI's taxonomy places the organism in Eukaryota, Metazoa, Chordata, Chondrichthyes, Myliobatiformes, Myliobatidae.
GGAGAGUAUGACGUAUGACGCAGGAGACGCAAGUGAUAGAGGGCUUCCGGUUUGAUCGCCGUGAGAGCGAACGUCCCAUCCGGUUGAGUGUUGGGCGGACAGCGAAGGAGACAAGAUGGCGAUGCAAGCGGCGAAACGGGCAAACAUUCGUUUGCCUCCUGAAGUAAACCGCAUCUUAUACAUAAGAAAUUUGCCAUACAAAAUAACAGCAGAAGAAAUGUAUGACAUAUUUGGAAAGUAUGGGCCAAUCAGACAAAUAAGAGUUGGGAAUACACCUGAGACGAGAGGAACAGCUUAUGUUGUGUAUGAAGACAUUUUUGAUGCCAAGAAUGCUUGUGAUCACUUGUCUGGUUUUAAUGUCUGUAACAGAUACCUUGUAGUUUUAUACUACAAUGCAAAUAGGGCAUUCCAGAAGAUGGAUACAAAGAAAAAGGAAGAGCAACUCAAAAUUCUCAAGGAAAAGUAUGGAAUUAACACAGAAACAAAAUGAACCAUUGAGUCUUUGUUUCAGUUGUUGUAUUGUAAAUAUUGUUGAAAGGAUUUUGAAUAACAAGUAAUUGAAAAUUUUAAGAAUUUGAUAAUGUCAGAAAAUCAUUUACUUAGAACAAGUGGGUGGUUAUUUUAAAUAGUGCCAUUUAUUUUGGCUCUCAUUUCCUGGUGAAUUAUCAAAAACAAUUUUUCUUUGUAAUAUUUUCCUGAUUUAAAGCAUAACAAUUAAAUACAAAAAUAUAUUUAAAUUACCUUGUUUUUACUGUAGUGUUGAAGCUUUUCUUGUUCAUAAUGUGCUUACUUGAACUCAGAAAUAAUAAAAUAUGGUUCUUUGUAUGAAAG